UUGCCAUCCUAAAGCGGGAGGAUUUGUUGCAUUCCACACAACAGCAUGGAUGACCUUCUCCAGCGGUGGCCCCGGUGGAAAAUUCACAAAGUCUCCAUCAGCGCAAUCGUGUUCGUCUUGGCAGCCUUGAGUUCGGCCACAGAUGCGUUUUUCCGAUGCUCCACAACCAAAAUCAACAACCGCCUGGUGGCCAACUGCCAAGGCCAAAGGCUCAAGGCCACACCCAACGUGGACGUGUCCACUCAAGUCUUCUUGUUGAAUUUCAAUCUCUUCACCACCAUCCAGACGUCUUCGUUCCCACAGUUGAGUGCCCUGAAGAUGCUGUCGUUGGGGAAACAAUUGGGAGGUCCUCUCUAUGUUGGAGAAAGGGCCUUCGCGAAUGUGUCCAACAUCACCUUCCUAGAUUUGGGGGGCAACAGAAACCUGUCGUUGCAUCCCAAAGCGUUCCAAGGUUUGACCAAACUCAAGGUAUUACACUUGGACAAUAGUGAUUUUGACAACAGAAUCCUGGAGAUGGGCUACUUCCAAGACCUUUUAUCACUGGAAACCUUGGAUCUUCGUGGAAACCACCUUCAUCGGUUGACCGCAGAUCCAACCUUCCAAGGACUGAAAAAAUUAAGCGUCCUUCAGCUGAAUCUCAACAAAAUCGGGGCAAUUUGUGGGGACGACCUCCAAUAUCUCAGAGGGCGUCAUUUGACCUUCCUUGACCUGUCCUCCAAUCGAUUGUCCAGAGAUCGUCCUUCUUCUUGCGCCAACCCGUUUCUCAACAUCACCCUGGGCACCUUAGACAUCUCUUCAAACCCAUGGGACGUGGCCCGAGUCGAAGACUUCCUCAAAAGCCUGAACGGUACAAGGAUCCAGAACCUCAAGGUGCAACAUUCAGGAGCCAUCGGCAGUGGGUUCGGGUUCCAGAACUUGAAGGACAUUUCAGCCACCACGUUCUCGGGGCUGCGUCACAGCCGCAUCCGGACUUUCGACAUGUCCCAUGGUUUUCUCAACACCCUGAACGCCUCCGUCUUCUCAAGCUUGCCAGAUCUCAACACCUUGCUCUUGAGAUCCAACCAGAUUAAUAAGAUUCAAAAGGGGGCAUUUUCAGGAUUAAGCAAGCUCCAGGUUCUGGAUCUGUCCAACAAUCUCCUCGGGGAGCUAUACACGGAAGGACUGAAGGAUUUGAAGUCCUCUCCUUUACGACGUCUGAUUCUGAAGUCCAACCACAUCGGGAUUGUUCAGCAUGACGCCCUGAUGGGUCUAAAAUCUUUGCAGUUCCUUGACCUGCAAGACAACGCUCUUGACCGAGUUCCCAAUGGGAAUCUCCCUUCCUUGAUGAGUCUUAAUUUGGGACAAAACAGGAUCCAGAACACCUGGGGCAUAGAAAAACUUGGCCCAAACCUGGUCCAUCUUGAUCUCUCCUCCAACCGUCUGAAGGACCUGGGGAACGUCUGGCAUCAGCUCGCAGAGAUUCCCUCCUUAAAGUUUCUGAAUCUCUCCGGCAACCACCUGAUGUGGUGUUCACGAGUCCAGAAGUCUCCGAGGCAACUUACACAACUGGACCUUUCCCACAACAAUCUGGGAGACAUUUGGGCCACCCAGAAAUGCACCGACCUCUUCCAGCAUCUGGGGAAACUCCGGGUGUUGAAUCUCAGCUCCAAUCACCUUCGGGACUUGCCUGGAAACCUUUUCCAGAGUUUGACAUCUUUAGAAAUCCUGGAUCUCGGGGCCAACAGGUUGCACAAAUUUCCAGAACAGAUCUUCCGUAGUUUGAAAUCCCUGCGUGGUCUCAGUAUCCGUGGAAAUCCGCUGAUGACCCUCUCGCCCUCCACGUUUCAACCAAUGGGGCAGCUGCGAUUCCUGGAUUUGAGGGAACUGUCCUUAGUUUGCAGUUGCGAGCUCAAAAAUUUCAACAACUGGCUGCAGAACCACAACGCAACUGUGAAGGCACCUGAGCUGCUCCUGACUUGCAUUCAGACCAGCUCCAAUUUCCAGAGGCAGCCCCUGCCUCAGUUCCUACACAAGUGUGUCUCUUAAGACAAAAGACACGUCCCCUUUGUGUGCAACAGGUUUUGGAGAGUUUGAACAAAAUGUCUACCAUGUCCUGAAAAUCCAGCAGAGAGAACAAUUUGCUGGAAAAGAGGGAAUUGUAAUUGCAAUGCAAAUAGUCCUCGACUUAGGACCACAUUUGAGCCCCAAAUUUUAUGUGUCUAAG
Messenger RNA from Pantherophis guttatus, 2203 nucleotides. Its product is annotated as transforming growth factor beta activator LRRC33-like. Gene Ontology annotation, molecular function: protein binding. Gene Ontology annotation, cellular component: extracellular matrix. The record is from RefSeq and is a predicted model, not a curated record. NCBI's taxonomy places the organism in Eukaryota, Metazoa, Chordata, Lepidosauria, Squamata, Colubridae.